Molecule: messenger RNA, 972 nt
Organism: Antechinus flavipes (yellow-footed antechinus)
Lineage: Eukaryota; Metazoa; Chordata; Mammalia; Dasyuromorphia; Dasyuridae
Product: basic salivary proline-rich protein 2-like
Exons: 5
Coding region: 1-972 (323 amino acids)
Source: RefSeq, a predicted model, not a curated record
AUGAAGCCCCGUGAUCCCCCGCGCCCCGGGUGGCCAAGGAGGGCCCCUCCCCCAGCCCGACUCCGGAGGAGCGGCGACGGCGGGGCCGGGGGGUCCCGGGUCCCCUGUCCUUGGUGCCAAGUGGUCUCGGUGACGCGAGAGGCAACCCCGGAGAAAUCAGAGCGGCCCCUCUGCUUCCCACAGAAACGCUUCUCCCUGCGGGUGGGGCCCCCGGCCCGCGCCCCCCGCCCACGAGCUCACCUUCUGUCGCCAGAGCUCUCCCCCAGCCCCCCGCCCCCCAAGCUCGGAGGCCCAUUGGGAGCAGUCGGCGGCUCGCCUCAGUUAAAGAGCAGCGUCGAUCUGCCCUGUUUAUGGCCGGGCUGGGCCCAGGGCCCCGAUUGUGACGUUGGGGGACGGCUGGGGCCCGGGGAGAGAGCCUUGGAGGCCUGGGCGGCCGUAGCCAUGGGGCCCGAGGCCUUUCCCUCCUUCGAUCCCAGCAGCCCCGGCCAUGGAGUACAAGCUGCUCUGGCCGAGAGCCCCGCCCGGGGCCCGCACUUGGAAGCGAGUCCCUCCGAGCUUAGCCAGGCUGGGCCGCGGAUGAUCGGCGACGGACGGGCCCGGUUCCGUCGAGUGCUGACGGGACCGACCGUCCAGAGAGGGGGCCUGGACUCCUCAGCGCUUCCCCCUCCUCUCUCCUCCCCCCUGGGCCCCGCUUGGCGCCCGUGCUCAGUGCGGCCUCCAGAAGCCAGGCUGCCACCGGACAUGGGCGGGGAGAUCCCCAGAACCGGCUCCUCGGCCUCGGGUCCUCGUCCGGAGCACGGGGCAUCAAACCCAGAGCGAUCCGGGAAGUCGUCCGUGGGCUCGGUGCGUAAACGCAGCCCCCCCGGAGCAACCAGCAGCAGCUACCCUGUCAACAAACCUCAGCCAAAUGAGCUGCACGGGCAGCGGGCAGCGGGCAACGGGCAGCCUGCACCUAAUCCUGCCUCCCCGUGA